Messenger RNA from Drechmeria coniospora, 1758 nucleotides. Its product is annotated as DnaJ domain containing protein. The record is from RefSeq and is a predicted model, not a curated record. Bases 1 to 1758 code for a protein of 585 amino acids. NCBI's taxonomy places the organism in Eukaryota, Fungi, Ascomycota, Sordariomycetes, Hypocreales, Ophiocordycipitaceae. Gene Ontology annotation, cellular component: cytoplasm. The transcript has a single exon.
AUGACUCGCCUUCCUCCCGACCCUUACAAGAUUCUCGGCGUUUCCAAGGACGCCCAGAUGCCCGAGAUCCGGUCGGCCCAUCGCAAGCUCGUCCUGAAGUGCCACCCCGACAAGAUUCAAGACCCCAACCUCAGAGCCGAGAAGCAGAACGAGUUCCAGACGGUCCAGCAGGCGUACGAGCUGCUCUCCGACGACCGCGAGCGCCAAAAGUACGACGACCAGGUCAAGCUCGCCGAGCUGCGCAAGCAGUUUCAGACCAAGGCCAACGUCUCCAGUCCCCGCUCGCCGAAGGAGUACGACGUCUACUCGGCCGAACCCUCGCCGCGCUCGACGACGAGGACGAGCCGGGCCUCGCCGCCUCCCUUCUCCCAGCCAUACUACUCAAGGUCCUGGGAGGAGGAGCUCGGCCGCGGGCCCCGCAUCUUUGACGCCGCGCCGCCUCGGUCGUCGAGACGAGACUCCAGCUAUUCCGACCGACCGUCGAAGCGGGAGGCGGAGCGCGAGCGCGAACGCGAGCGAGAUCGAGAGCGAGAGCGCGACAAGGACAAGGAUCGCGAGCGCCGGCGGAAGGCAGAGUCGGACGGGGCCAAACGUUCGGACAAGGAGCAGCGCCGCGCGGAGAAGAAGCUCCGGGAGAAGCAGCGCGACAAGGACAUCAGGCGGGAGACGGAGGAGAAGAAGCGACAUGCCAAACCGUACAUCGAGUCGUUCGAGGAGGAGCUGACGCCCAAGUCGGAGAGGAAGAAGUCGAGCGGCAAAAAGUACGACGAGAAGCGCGACCGAUCGUCGGGCCGCGAGGACGCCACGACGGCCCGGCCGCCGCCGCAGCGGUCCUACUCUUCGUCGCAGGCGGGACCGAUACCCGCGUACCUGGCCUACGCCCAGUCGUACAUCGAGGCGUCGAGGGCAAAGACGGCACCGACCCUCCAGCGGUCCGCCACGUACCACGCGCGGAACCAACCGCCGGCGGCUCCCACGCCGCCGCCGCUGGCGACGCAAUCCUCGCUCUUCGGCGCCCCCGACGAGGAUGUGCGCCGGUCCUCGGCUCGCCCCCGACGAGCCUCGGGCGACGGCCCCUGGCUGUCGAGGGAGCGUUGCUAUCGCCCCUCGUCGAUGGAGCCGGCGGACGAGCCGAUCGUCUUGACGGCGUCGCCCACGGCCCGCCACGCCGGCCUCUUCCAACCGUCGACGCCCCCCAUCCUGCCCGACUCCCCGCCCCGACGGGAUCUGCCUCGCACCAGCACGAUGCCGGCGGACCCGUCCUACGGCCGACCGAGGCCUUCCAUCUCCCGAGCGCAGACGUUUGGCGGCUACGGCGAGGCCACGCCGCGCGGGCGCGACCGCUCGCGCAUGCACCCCCAGAUCCCCGAGGAGUCCGACUCGGACGACGGCUACGACCGCCGGGCCGGCGAGCACAACCGGAAGCAGCGAAGCGGCCGGCGGACGACGCGCUCUCCCGAAGUGCUCACGCCGCGGCCCGACAACGUGUCCCGCUAUCAAGUCGACGGCGGGCGCGCCAAGCUGCACAGCUCCUACUCGCGCCGGCUCGAGCCCGAGCUGGACCCGUACCACCGGUACUACACCGAGAGGGGCAUCCCCAUCGUCGAGGCUCGUCCUCCCAUGGCCCGCGGCAGCAGCUACAGCUCGGGCAUGAAGUUUCCCAAGGUCAAGACGUCCAAGGUCUACGGCCACGAGGAUGUGACGUACGGCAACGUUUACUACGACAAGACGAGCCACGAGGGGUACGCAUACGCAUGA